Pyricularia pennisetigena is the source of this 189-nucleotide messenger RNA. RefSeq lists its product as uncharacterized. The transcript has a single exon. The record is from RefSeq and is a predicted model, not a curated record. The coding region runs from base 1 to 189 and encodes 62 amino acids. NCBI's taxonomy places the organism in Eukaryota, Fungi, Ascomycota, Sordariomycetes, Magnaporthales, Pyriculariaceae.
AUGCAGCCGACGACGAGUUUCUCUUUCUCAACUACGCCGACCUUAGCCAGAACCCUCUGGGCAGCUAUGGCGACAAAGACAUUGCGUUCAUGGAGAAGGUUGCGAGCAAAUACGACCCGAACGGAGUGUUUCAACGAAAUGUGCCUGGAGGAUUCAGGUUGUCAAUUGCUCGAACAACUGCGUGUUUGA